Trichosurus vulpecula (common brushtail) is the source of this 993-nucleotide messenger RNA. RefSeq names its product distal-less homeobox 2 (gene DLX2). The transcript is spliced from 3 exons. The coding region runs from base 1 to 993 and encodes 330 amino acids. Gene Ontology annotation, molecular function: DNA-binding transcription factor activity, RNA polymerase II-specific; RNA polymerase II cis-regulatory region sequence-specific DNA binding. The record is from RefSeq and is a predicted model, not a curated record. Gene Ontology annotation, biological process: cell differentiation; negative regulation of transcription by RNA polymerase II; embryo development. NCBI's taxonomy places the organism in Eukaryota, Metazoa, Chordata, Mammalia, Diprotodontia, Phalangeridae.
AUGACUGGAGUCUUUGACAGUCUGGUGGCUGAUAUGCACUCGAAUCAGAUCACUGCCUCCAGCAGUUACCACCAACACCACCACCAGCACAGCGGCAGCGGCGGCAGCAGCACGAGCUUGCACAAGCCCCAGGAGUCCCCCACGCUGCCCGUGUCCACCGCCACGGACAGCAGCUACUACACCAACCAGCAGCACGGGGCAGGGGGCAGCGGCGGCGGCGGCGCAGGGUCCCCCUACACGCAGAUGGGCUCGUACCAGUACCAUGCCAGCGGCCUCAACACCGUCCCCUACUCUGCCAAAGCGGGCUACGACCUGGGCUACACCGCGGCGUACAGCUCCUACGGGCCCUACGGAACCAACUCCUCCCCGGCCAACAACGAGCCCGAAAAGGAAGAAUGCGAGCCCGAAAUCAGAAUAGUGAACGGGAAGCCAAAGAAAGUGAGGAAACCUCGAACCAUUUAUUCUAGUUUCCAGUUAGCAGCUCUUCAGAGGCGAUUCCAAAAGACUCAGUACUUGGCACUACCCGAAAGAGCUGAACUGGCCGCCUCCCUAGGCCUCACACAGACUCAGGUCAAGAUCUGGUUCCAGAAUCGCCGUUCUAAGUUCAAGAAGAUGUGGAAAAGCGGAGAGAUUCCUUCAGACCAGCACCCGGGGAGCAGUGCCUCUCCCCCCUGCGCAUCACCUCCUGUCUCAGCACCUACUACGUGGGACUUCGCUCCUCACCAGCGGAUGAGCAGCGGAGGAGGAGGCAGUGGAGGCAGCGGUAGCGGAGGUGGAGGUAGUUCAGGCUCCAGUCCCAGCAGCGGUACUUCGGCUUUCCUAGGCAACUAUCCGUGGUACCACCAGGCUUCCAGCUCGGCUUCCCACCUCCAGGCCAGUGCACCGCUGUUGCAGCAUCCUCAGCCCCCGCAGCCCCAUCACCACCACCAUCCCCACCAUCAUCAUCACCACAGCAGCAGCAGCUCAGCAGUGAGCGCAGGGACGAUAUUCUAA